GGGCUGGAGGAGGCAGCCCGGGAGCGAGUCGAGCCUUCGGAAGGGUUGGCGGAGCGGCCAGACUCGGCGCACGGCGGAGCGCAGCCUGAGCCUGGGAGCUCCCCCCACCAUGCGCGGCGGCCCGGUGUAGCUACUCGAUGGAGCCGGGCAACUUCUACGAGGCGGACUCGCGGCCCCCGAUGAGCAGCGCCCUGCCGCCCAGCCGCCACCAGCCUCUGCCCUCGGCGCACCCGCACCUGCCCGCGGCCCACCACCCGCACCCGCACCCGCACGCCCACCCGCCGCCGGGCCCCGGCUACGGCUACCUGCCGGCGGCCGAGCUGCAGGACAUCUGCGAGCACGAGAACUCCAUCGACCUGAGCGCCUACAUCGACCCGGGCGCCUUCAACGACGAGUUCCUGGCCGACCUCUUCCAGCACAGCAAGCAGCAGCAGGAGCGCGCCGCCAAGGCCGGCCUGGAGUGCGGCAUGCAGGGCGGCGGCGGCGCGCUCUACGGCUACGCGGACAAGCUGGAGGGCGGCGCGGCCUACGAGCGGCUGGGCGCGGGCCCGGCGCUGCCCGGCCUGCGCCCGCUGCUCAUCAAGCAGGAACCCCACGAGGACGACGAGGCGGCGGCGCUGGCCGCCCUCUACCCGCCGCCGCCGGCCGCCUGCAGCCACCUCCAGUACCAGGCGGCGCACUGCGCCCAGACCACGGUGCACCUGCAGCCCGGCGGGCAGCCCACGCCGCCGCCCACGCCGGCCCCCAGCCCGCACCACCCCCACCCCCACCACGCGCACCCCUCGCAGCCGCCGCGCCUGCACGCCGCCGCCUCGUCGGGCAAAGGCAAGAAGAGCCUGGACAAGAGCAGCAGCGAGUACCGCGUGCGCCGCGAGCGCAACAACAUCGCCGUGCGCAAGAGCCGCGACAAGGCCAAGCAGCGCAACGCCGAGACGCAGCAGAAGGUGCUGGAGCUGAGCUCCGACAACGAGCGCCUCCGCAAGCGCGUCGAGCAGCUCAGCCGCGAGCUGACACCCUCCGCGGCAUCUUCCGGCAGCUGCCCGAGAGCUCGCUCGUCAAGGCCAUGGGCAGCUGCGCCUGAGCGCCCCGACGGCACGAACGGGCCCCCCGGCCGGCGCUCCUCGGCCCUCCCGUUUGCCCGGAAGGCAGGCCGGCCGCCGCCGCCGCCGCCGUGGGCCAACGCGGGGAGGGCAGGACUGGCUCCAGCGCGCCCCCUCCGCGGCUAAAGUCCGGACCGAACUUUGACCGACCCAGACUGAUGCCGGGGCUGAGCCCCGUUUGCCGAGCGCCCAAAUCGUGUGCCUUCUACGGGGAGCCGCUCCGAGCCGCCGCUCUCCCCCCGACUGUUCCUGAGAGCCCCAAGCCUGACUCUUGCCUCUCCGGUAUCGCCCCCUCGGGGACUGGGGAUUGACAGCCUGGACCGUCUAGGGACGAACCCAGGUUAACGUGUGAACCCGCUUAAAGGGAUUGGGGCAUGCAGGGGGGAGCCUGAAAUCAAAGACUGAGUGCAGCCCUCGGCUGAUGUGCCGGGGAGGGGGAGGUUGGGGAUGGUUGGGGAUCCAGCGGUUGCCUGGAGGAUCGAGUGCAAUUGGGGACUUUGCUGCUGCUGCUGCUGUUUUUCAAAGAGGGCGCGCCCCCCCCCAUGUCGGUAAGGGCUGGGGUGGGGUGGGGGAUAUUUUGGGGAGGGCUGGCUAGAGUCUUCUUCCCCUGCCGGAUGAAAAAUUGAGGACUCUACGGGGAAACUGGCACCGGGAAUGGAGUUCUGGGCCAGGCAGGGUCUCCUGUCACCCAAGCGAAAACCAGCGUGGUUGUCUGUACUGUAUGUUAAAACUGUGGUGGAGCACAAAACCAAAGCUGAAAAAUACCAAUGGAUGCGGGUAUCCACUUCUUCCAAAACCUGUUAAGUUUUCUCUGCUUGGUUGCUGCACCUUUCCCUCGCCUCCCCCCACCUGUGCCUUCUGUACUGUGAAAGCCGAGAAGCCCCCUUGGUGGUUGCUGGCCAUAUUUUGUAUUUUAUUGCUUGGAUCCUUGCCAUGUCGACAGGAACCUCUCCUUGGCCUGUCAUUUUCUGUCUUUUUAAAAAUUGUAUUGUUGCUUCUGGAGCUGACUUUUAGCAGUUCCCAUGAGUGUGACCGGUUGAGGAUUGCCUGCCACCCAAAGGCAGGAAGGGAGCCCACAAGUUUCUUGAGCUUCUUGCCUGGCUCUGAGAGUCUAGUUUGUUCUGCAUCAGGUUUGUCUCCUUUAUGGGGUGGGGGGAGGCUGUUCUGCUUAGCAAGAACCUCUUCACCUACCCACCCCAACCUUUCCAGAGAGCACUUUUAACCAGCUGGUGCUUUUCCUACUAUGAAUUUAGCACCGAGGUUAAAAACUUUUUAAAAGUGCCAAUUUUGAAUGCUCAUAUUCCCAGGUAGAAGAAUUUAACGUUGUUGGUCUUUUUCUUAUUAGUAUGAUGUACAUGGAAAUUUUAUGCAUUUUUAUAUCAAAACGGUGUAUUUUGGAACCCAAAUGAUACAGAAUGUUUAAGUCCUUGGUUAAAAUUCAUAAAUAAAAUGCAAAUAUUCUGCCAUAACUUAGA
Molecule: messenger RNA, 2575 nt
Organism: Eublepharis macularius
Lineage: Eukaryota; Metazoa; Chordata; Lepidosauria; Squamata; Eublepharidae
Gene: CEBPA
Product: CCAAT enhancer binding protein alpha
Biological process (GO): regulation of transcription by RNA polymerase II; DNA-templated transcription; myeloid cell differentiation
Molecular function (GO): DNA-binding transcription factor activity, RNA polymerase II-specific; RNA polymerase II cis-regulatory region sequence-specific DNA binding
Source: RefSeq, a predicted model, not a curated record